GGUGCCAAGGACAAUUAGCUGGAAAUGUGAAUAAUCCAUGUAUUGGGAGACGGGAUAUCCCCACGCGUUUAGACCUGCAUACUCGAGAGUCCCUACACUACUUUUUCACUGUACUCUUUCAGAGUUGGCGAAUUCGAACUGGCAGUCUAUUUGUCGCACAGAUGUAGAAGAGGAUUAAUUAGCUGCGGCGAGAAGUCGACAACUACAAUCGAAGAAGUUGGAAGUUGUUAAACUAGUUGAAUCUAGUUGGGAUGUCAUGUCCACAGUAGUAAUUACCGUACAAUCAGGUCUACGAGUGCGACCUGGCAGUUGUGCGUCAACAAUGAUGUGUGAUGACAGCGCGCCGUCACGUACCCUGCACUUUCUAAGAACAUCACAGAGGGUAGCAAGUCGGACUGCAUUUCCUUUGACCACUGUUACGCCGAGAAUUCGACGAAAUGGCAAAGAUAUAGCUGAAUAUGACUAUGACGAACUAGACAGAGCGACUGGAGGCUUUGACUCGCAGCCUGCAGCUGUCAACAGGGGAGGAUGCAAAAUUGGAGCUGGUAGGCUUGGAGAAGUAUUUGCUAGUAAACUCGUUGAUGCUUCUGGAGCAAUUCAACAAAUAGCCAUCAAGAGGCUGAAUCAGAAUGUGGCAGGGAAAAGCAGCAAGUCAGAGUUCUCAAACGAGCUGAUUGAAUUGACAAGGUGUAGUCAUCGCAAUAUAUUGUACGUCUCGUUGGUUAUUGUAUUGGUCCGAAACAGUGCCUGAUGUACGAAUAUAUGCCGGG
Molecule: messenger RNA, 770 nt
Organism: Corticium candelabrum
Lineage: Eukaryota; Metazoa; Porifera; Homoscleromorpha; Homosclerophorida; Plakinidae
Exons: 3
Coding region: 257-751 (164 amino acids)
Biological process (GO): protein phosphorylation
Molecular function (GO): protein kinase activity
Source: RefSeq, a predicted model, not a curated record